AUGGUGAUUCCCACUAAACAGUGGCGAAGUUACACUCUACGGAGUAGCUGUGAUAUAACAAUUCCAAGGCAGACAAGAUAUUACUCCUAUACAGCAGCAUGGGUCAGUGUUUUCUUUGCUGACUGCGGUAAUUCUAAUUAAAUUAAAAAUAUAGUUUAUAGUUGUGAUGUGUCAAUGACAAUCAGAUAUGGCUUCAUAUUACCCAUUGAUUAUAUCAGUGUCAUUUUUUGUUCUGAUUCUAAAGGAUUAUGUUAACGCAGAUCCACCAUGUAGGACACCAAAUAACGAUAUAGGAGAAUGCAUAAUCAUUAAAGAAUGUAGCGCAUUAUACGCCAUUCUGCAGAAGAGGCCUCUGACAUCAGCCGAUGCCAAUUUUCUCAGGCAAUCGCAAUGCGGAUUUGUCGGAGUUGUUCCUAAAGUCUGUUGUCCCCCUACAACCUCACCCUUACCAACUCUACCAACCCCUACCCCGAAGCCAUUCACAAGUCUACCUGUAAAUACAGAAAAAUCCAAUGAGGAUACCCCAACGUCCAAUUUGCUCCCCGAUAAGUUAACUUGUGGGCAAGAUACCAAUAACAGGAUUUAUGGCGGUGAAAAAGCGGAACUAGAUGAAUUUCCUUGGAUGGCCUUGAUAGAAUAUGAAAAGCCUAACCGUCAAAGAGGAUUUUAUUGUGGGGGCGUUUUAAUUAGUAAGCGAUACGUUUUAACCGCUUCCCAUUGUCUCAAAGGCAAGGAUCUACCCAAAACGUGGAAAUUAGUGAGUGUUCGCUUGGGAGAAUAUAACACAGAAACAGACAGGGAUUGCAUCAACAAUGGUUUCACUACUGAAUGUAGUGACCCUACUGUAAAUGUUCCUGUUGAAGAAAGAAUUGCUCAUGAGAAGUACGAUCCGUACGAUAUGAACCAGUUCCAUGAUAUUGCACUGUUGAGGCUUAUAAAAGACGUUAAAUUCACCAAUUAUAUCAAACCGAUUUGUUUACCACUAGCAGAAGAGGAAAGAUCAAAGACGUAUAAUGGCAACAGACUCACCGUGGCAGGAUGGGGUAAAACUGAGAAUAGUUCUGAGAGUAGUAUAAAAUUGAAACUUCAGGUACCUGUGCAGCCUCCAGAAACUUGCAAUUCGAUAUAUAGCGCUGCCAGAGUGACCCUUGGUGAGAGUCAGCUAUGUGCCGGUGGAGAAAAAGGUAAAGAUUCCUGCCGUGGUGACAGCGGUGGUCCUUUAAUGACCAUUUCGACUGACAAGGAUGGGGAGGUCAAUUGGUACGCCGCUGGUGUCGUUUCGUUUGGACCUUCACCAUGUGGGAUGGAAGGAUGGCCUGGUGUUUAUACAAGAGUGUCCAAAUAUGUUACAUGGAUAGUUGGUAAACUUAAGCCUCAAAGUUUUUUGAUGGCAAGUAAGGUAAACAGAACUGGUCGUCUAGUUGCAAUGGCUGAGAAACAGAAACAUAAAAAUGACACCUGUAGAACACAUGAUGAACGACCUGGAGAAUGUAUUAUUAUCAAGAAUUGUCCAUCACUCUACGCUCUAUUGAGAGUGAGGCCAAUUCCAGUUGAAAACACAAACCUAUUAAAACGAUCUCAUUGUGGCUUUCAAGGAGAGAUUCCCAAAGUUUGUUGUCCUAUGGACACUCUUACGAUGAGGAGCCAAACUGAAAAAUCUAUUCCAGAUGAUGACGCCCUUCCACCAUUGCAAGAUGCCUUGUUACCCAGUACGAGUGUUUGUGGUGUAGAUUUUGGAAGAAAAAUCAUUGGUGGAACUGUAGCCGAGUUGGAUGAAUUCCCUUGGAUGGCCUUAAUUAUUUAUGAACUACCUAGUGGACAGCAGGAUUUUGGAUGCGGAGGUGUUCUCAUCAAUGAAAGAUAUGUUCUCACAGCUGCUCAUUGUUUGAAGGGAAAGAGUUUGCCAAAGUUCUGGAGAUUAAAAUCUGUUCGACUUGGUGAAUACAACAAGGAUUCAGAUGAAGAUUGCGUUAACAAUGGUUUCACAAAAACGUGUUUGAAGACUCCGCCGAUAAACGUUACAGUCGAGGAGAGGAUUGCCCAUGAGAAGUAUGAUCCAUAUGAUGACGAUCAGAAAUACGACAUAGCUCUGCUGCGCUUAAGCCAAAAAGUUAAAUACACAGAUUAUAUCAAACCAAUAUGUUUACCAUUGCUCGCAGAGGAAAGACGAAGAACUUACAGUGGACUAAAUCUGACAGUCGCAGGGUGGGGGCAGACUGAAAACAGAUCAUCCAGUAGCAUUAAAUUAAAAUUGUUGGUUCCCGUUAUGUCGAAUUCAGAUUGCAAGACUCUUUACAGUGAGGCAAACAAAGAAGUGACCGAAAAACAAAUGUGUGCUGGUGGACAGCUGAACAAGGAUUCUUGCAGGGGCGAUAGUGGAGGACCAUUGAUGUGCAUAAGUGUGGACGAAAAUGGCGAUGCUAACUGGUAUCUAGCAGGAAUUGUGUCUUAUGGUCCAGUGCCUUGUGGAAUUAAGGAUUGGCCAGGGGUUUAUACGAGAGUCUCUAAGUAUAUGGGGUGGAUACUACGACAUAUGAAGCCAUAAAGUUAAUGAAAUAUAGAUAUUAUUUAAUAUAUUGUUUUUUUCGUUUAUCCGAUUAAAAGAUUCAAGUAAAGACUGAGCCUGCACUGAGGA
Coccinella septempunctata (seven-spotted ladybird) is the source of this 2635-nucleotide messenger RNA. Its product is annotated as transmembrane protease serine 9-like. Gene Ontology annotation, molecular function: serine-type endopeptidase activity. Lineage: Eukaryota; Metazoa; Arthropoda; Insecta; Coleoptera; Coccinellidae. Gene Ontology annotation, biological process: proteolysis. The coding region runs from base 188 to 2545 and encodes 785 amino acids. The transcript has 14 exons. The record is from RefSeq and is a predicted model, not a curated record.